UACUGCCCUCUUUCGAUGUUGUUGCGAUGGACGCUGUUUUGUUGUAACUCUCAUCAGCUCUUGCCUCUUGCUGUGUGUAGGCAUAAAUCUAGGCCUAGGCUACCAAAGAACUCGGAUCAUCGUCAGGCGGCCUGGCCUCAUUCACAGGAAGCUCACAAUCAAGGCAGAGCAAUGGACACCAGUAAAGAUGAUGAUGUGAUGAAGCAAGCCCAGCACAUCUGGUCAAUGUUGGACGAACUUGCUGACUCGGACCCAGAAGCUUACAAGAAAUUCAUUGAGAAAAAUAUAGCAGAAGGUAGAGAAAGGCAGGCACCAGCAAAGCCUAGUAUGUGCAUAAAAACAAGGACAUUGGGUGUGAACCAGAGCGACUUAUUCAUCAACAUUUGUAGUUGGAGUCAAGUUCCUCGACCUAAGACAGAUCAUGAACCGAUACCAGUGAUUGGAGGCGAUAUAAAGGAGUUGAAAGAAGACAGUAAAACAUUUAAAGUUGUGCCAAUAGCAUUUAACCCUGAGGUAUUAAAAGAAUGCUUUGAAAGGGAAGACACUACUAGUAUGCUGUUGAACCUUUCGAUAGACUUCAUCACAGAUCUGUUUAAAAUCAACGUUGACAGAAACUUCACUAAGUUGAAAGAUUCAAAGUUUAAAGGAGAUCCGGUAACACUUAUUUCAAGUUUUCAAAAGUCGUCGUCAAAAAAAAGUGGAGUAACAGAAUUAAUGCAAGAUGACGAGGAUUCUCUAAUUGGACGUCUCGGAAAAAUUCUCAAAAAAGAAGAUAAACAAUUAGGUGAAACCGAGGGAAUAAUUCUAAGCACAAACUCUCCUAAGAAGCCAAUACAAAAUGGCGGGAAGUUAAUUGAAGAAAUAAGCAGUACAGAAAUUAGUUUACCAACGCCAGAAUAUCUUUUAAAAUUGGUUAACAAGGAUGAUAUCGAUGAUGUGUGUUUACUGGUGGAGGACCUUUACAAACUUCAGCUGGUUCUUCCAGAAGCUGUAAUAGAAGAUAAUACCACUGCUAAAUUCAAUAAGAAGUCAACAACAUUGAACAUCAAAAUACCAACUAAAUCACAAGCCAGUUUGUAGUAUCUACAGUACUUAUCUGCUGAUUUGUGGUGGUGCGAUGAGGACACUUUUACCAUGAACAGGCAUGGUAUUUGAAAAUAAUGAUUGCUCGGUUGGAAAUUUGUUUUGACUAUAUAGGCUACAGAAGUACUGUAAAAUGUUACCAGUACCUAAAAUCUAUGACGUAUUGAAUUAAUUUUUGGAAAGUGCUUUUUUCAAAUAUAAUACAGUACUGUACAAGUAUUCAGGAUCCUUUAUAUAUACAGUUCAAUUUGCCUAAGUCGAAUCCAAAAUGGCAUUGAAAAAUUAUUUGAUAAAAUUUGGCAGAUCAUUAAUUAAUUGAAAACACAACAAUUUGGCAUGAAAAAUAAGAUCGACUUGGGCAACAUCAACUUAGGUAAGUUUAACUGUAUUAUAGAGAAUAUAUUGUAUAUUUUUUUUUACAAAAGCAAACCAUAGACAAUUAAGGCAGUCAGGCUUGGGCAACUUUUUUGGCUUUCCCAUUGCAACAAAUAGCCAUUAUGCGUACAAAGUUUAUAGGGCAUUAAAAGAAAACAGGUUAAUGUCCACAGAAAAACAAAUUGAUUAAUAAUCCAAAUACACAUCCAAAUUUUGAAAAAAUCUUUUAUUCUACACUUUAGAUAAAUUAUGGAAAGUUAUCAACACAUAAAUUGAUUAGAAACUCUUUUAUUAUGAAAGAAGGUCAACGACCUUUUAUACAGAACAAAAAUAUAUACAUGUACAUUUUACAUACAUCUUCAAAUGAUGAAUAUACUACAAACAACUGUCUGUUGAUUCAUUCUCCUCAUAGUUCAUUCUCCUCGCAGUAAUAAAUAAAUGCUGUUUUUUUUUCAACUGAUUUACGAUUUUGAGUCUAGAAUCAUUUAGGCUACAUUAUAAGUCAUUUCAAAUCAUAAAAAAUAUUAAAAUGACUAAGAUUCUAAUAUUAUUAUCGAGACAAUGAUUUCAUUUAUCAGAGGAAGAAGUGCAAUAAUAUGAAAGACUCACUAAGCAUUAUAUUAUUGAUGCUAAGGAGUCUUGACCUUAAAUAUUUCAUUAAUGAUACUAAAGAGUCUUUUUUUAUGAGUUUCAAGCAACUGUGAUGAGUUUACAACUUGCUGAUAAAGAACAGAUAAUUGGAGGCAUUGACUAACCAGCAAAAUGAUAUUGGUUUCCAUGUAACUAAUCCUUCGAAGUAACAUCAGAUUACAAAAUCAGUGAUAGUAGUCAAGACAUAUUAAUUUGUACCAUAUGAUUGGUGAAUAUUGCUACCAGGUGAUAAAAUAAUAUCCAUUCCCUUCUCUCAUGAAUAUGCAAAUGAGAUUGAAGUCUUGUGUACAUGGCAUACUGUACAAAUAAAUUAAUAGUGAUAAA
Anneissia japonica is the source of this 2433-nucleotide messenger RNA. RefSeq names its product PIH1 domain-containing protein 2-like. Gene Ontology annotation, cellular component: cytoplasm; R2TP complex; ribonucleoprotein complex. Bases 16 to 1080 code for a protein of 354 amino acids. Gene Ontology annotation, biological process: box C/D snoRNP assembly; rRNA processing. NCBI's taxonomy places the organism in Eukaryota, Metazoa, Echinodermata, Crinoidea, Comatulida, Comatulidae. The transcript has 5 exons. The record is from RefSeq and is a predicted model, not a curated record.